AUGCUUAGUAGCUACCGGGGCAUUAUAAGAUUGGUAACGGAGAGUAGGUCGGAGACACCGGCAAGCUACCAAAAGCCCUUUUUAGACUAUUUGAGAGUUAUAGUAAAGGGUGGUAAUGGAGGACCGCCACUGAAAAAUGCAAAUAGAGGUCGUAAUUUCAAGGGGCCCGGCUAUGGAGGCCAUGGCGGUGAUGUAAUAUUUACAUCCUCACACCUCGUCCCCGAUCUACUAAGGUUACAACAUGAGAUUUGCGCCAACAAUGGAGGCGCCGGAGCUGGCACCAGUAGGGGCUUACACGCAAAGAAUAAAAUUAUUAAAGUACCUCUUGGACUAAUUGUAAGAAAAAGGUUGGACACAGGGGAAAGGGACCAGGAGGGGAGAAGGCUCAAGGUUUCUGUUUUUUGGAAACAAUUCUUGAAGGAUGAUGAAUCAUUAAUCGUUGCUAGGGGAGGAAGAGGCGGAUUAGGACCUUCCACCUUUAAAAAACAUGAUAACAAAUUGCCUGAGCUAGGAGAAAAAUGUUAUUUGGAAUUGGAGUUGCGCUUGUUAAACGACGUCGCAUUUAUUGGGGAUGCAAGUACUGGCAAAACUUCUAUUAUUAGUGCUAUAACUGGGUACCAAACGAGAAUUGGACCUGAAAGAGGUUCUACAACGAGACCACAUGUAUCAGUGCUAAAAUUUAAAGACGGAGUUGAAAUUAGGCUACUAGAUUUGCCACCACUAGAUCCUUGUGAUAAUGAUGAUCAAUUCAAGCUUAUAAACCGGCAUAUCUAUCGCUCGAAGGCCAUAGCAUAUGUACUAGACGCUUCAAAGCCAUUUGACAAUGAUUUUGAAAAAUUGCGCAAUUCACUAAAUACCGAAACGCACACACCACAUAUGCAUAAGGCGGAAAUAUGCGAUAUGCUUCAUAGGGAUUCGCUUUACAACUUAGAUACUAUAUUUUACAAAAUUAAAUCCAAAUUUCCACAAAUUCAAAUUGUACCCACCAGCGCCUCAUUUGGCCUCGGAUUGAACGAAGCUGUGGAUGCGAUACGAAACUCACUCCACAACUCCUCCAACAUCGUAUUGUAUUCAUAA
Babesia microti strain RI is the source of this 1077-nucleotide messenger RNA. Its product is annotated as GTPase Obg. Gene Ontology annotation, cellular component: mitochondrion. Gene Ontology annotation, molecular function: GTP binding; GTPase activity. Bases 1 to 1077 code for a protein of 358 amino acids. Lineage: Eukaryota; Apicomplexa; Aconoidasida; Piroplasmida; Babesiidae. The record is from RefSeq and is a predicted model, not a curated record. The transcript has 6 exons.